Molecule: messenger RNA, 1170 nt
Organism: Hymenoscyphus albidus
Lineage: Eukaryota; Fungi; Ascomycota; Leotiomycetes; Helotiales; Helotiaceae
Source: the annotation of a GenBank genome assembly
AUGUUCCGCGGAUUAUUAUCAGCAAAACAUAUCAACCGGGUGGACCUUCUCGGAACUGCGCUUCUUUUAGGAGCUGGCAUAUUUGCUAUUACAGCAGUUCAACAGGUUGAAGUUCAUGGGAAUUGGUCUUCAGCGUUGACCAUCUCGCUACUCGUACUCUCUGGACCCCUCUUUGCAUUAUUUCUCUGGCGGGAAAGAUGUGUUACACGUGCGAGUGAAGAAUCUGAUACCGAGCCGGUAUUCCCAUGGCGUUUUGUUGAGAAUCGAGUGUGGAUGGCGAUGAUAAUGUAUGUGUUUUACUUGCCUAGUCACCAAGUAAGAAUUUCGAUUAAACUUUCUAGGAACACUUUCUUUGUUGGGACAGUUUUCACAACUUUGAUUAUUCAAAUCCCGUUGCGACUGCAGGCGGUAAAUGGUUUCUCUGUAAGCAAGAACUUUACACGGUUUAUCAUUGCAUAAUUGCAGUACCGUCAUGCGAUUGAAGCCUGCCACAAGAGGAAUUGGAAUGCUGACAAAUAAAAUACACACUAAAGGCGGGUGUAUAUUUGUUGCCCUAUGGUCUACUUGCGCCUCCAGGAGGCCUGUUCUGUAACUGGCUCAUGGGGAAAAAGAACUUACCUCCAAUCGUGGUUUUCUUCACAGGAGCCUCAAUCCAAACAGUGGCAGUAGCCUUAUUGAGUAUUCUUCCUACGACUGAGCACUUCUGGAUGCCAUCAUUGGGAUACGAGGUCAUGGCUGGUUUCGGUACUGGCAUGAAUUUGGGCGGUCUCCUCAUGGUGGCUCCUUACGUCUGUGAAGAACGCGAUCUAUGUAAAUCAUCCUUGGAUAUUGGUUCUGAAGCAUGCUAAUGGAUAAAUAGCUGUUGGUUCGGCUGCAAUUAACCAAUUUCGUUUUCUUGGAGGCUCCUUUGGUCUUGCUAUCGUGAGUAGCGUAAUGUAUAGCUACACUCGCGGAAAGUACGAAGAUUUCUUGCCACCGGAGAUAAUCAAAGCAUUAUUGGAGUCACUGACAGUCGUCGAAAAUCUCCAGCCAGCAGUACGAGAAAGAGUUCGACAGGUGUUAGCAGAGGGAUAUAAUUUGCAGAUGAAGAUCUUGAUUGGAUUCGCAAUGUUACAGAUCGUGACCACUGUUCUGAUGUGGGAGAAGAAAGUGAGAAGAAUAAAAGGAUGA